AUGGCUGGGAAACCAAAGCUUUACUACAUCAAUGGAAGAGGCCGGAUGGAAACCAUAAGGUGGCUGUUGGCUGCAGCUGGGGUCGAGGUUUGUCUUCAGAAUUUAAACUCACCAUUUAUUUAAGGCUGUAAAUAUAACCGCAUAUUUGAAGGACAUCCCUCUCUGCCCCCACAAGAAAAAGAAUAUGGGGAAAUGUAGCUUGUUCAAGGCUGUUAUGUGCAUACAUAAAUGAGGGUGUUGAGAAUUGUAGCUCUGUGGGGAUAAACCAGAUCUCCCAGGAUUCCUUGGGAGAAGUCAUGUGCUUUCAAAGUGCUUUGAAGGCAUGCAGACUAGGAAUCCAUUUCAAGCAGUUGGGUCCAGUCCUACCAUAUGGCAGAGUGAGGCACCUGCCUCAGGUGACUGAUUUUAAUUAUCCUGGAAGAGUAGCAAAUUGUCGCAUUUACAGUGUUUUCAUUCACUAUUGUUGUACCUUUAUUGUCAGGGACUGGGAUUUUCUGCGUCAUGUGCCAAAAUAAAUUGACUUGUGCAGGGGAACCAUUUGCUGUUCUGUCUCAGACAGAGAAAAGUCUUGGGCUGGCCUUGCUUUCACACCAAGACAUCCAUUUUGUGACUUCACUGCUUUCAGACUCACACCACUUUUAAUAUCAUAUCCCCACUUCAAUCAUCAAUGACAUUAGCAGUGGAAUUAAUAUUGUCCCCGCCCUUAUAAUCCCCUCCCUUGCUUUGUGGCACUUUCCUGUCUCGUAUUGCUUUCCCAAAAAAUUGACAACAGAAGAGGAGAUUACUUAGGGGGUUUCCAUGAAAUUUCCUCCAGUGCUUGAAAAACUCUGGGCCAUUUAUUGCAGCUGAAAUUAUUUCAUGAGACCCUUGAAAUCUUCUGCCUCUUUUAUUUUCUAGUUUGAAGAACAAUUUAUUGAGUCAAACGAAGAUCUGGAAAAGUUAAGGAAGGGUGAGUAUGACAUCUGAAUAUCUCAGGUUACUUUAGAGGAUAAUCACACAGACACCAAGAUUACACGGAAGUUAAAAGAGCAAGUUUAUAGUCUAGAUGGAUUCCCUGUACAAUAUGAAGAAUAGACAAUCUACUCUGAAGAGUCACUGCAAUUCUACAUAUACCUCCUCACAUGUGGGCCACAUUGAGUUCAGUGGGACUAUCUUCCAGUCUUAAUCAUAGGUGUUUUCAAAGUUCUCCAGUUCUUCAUUGUGCCCUUAAUCUCAGUUACCUGUGCACGAUUUUCGGCAAGAAUAUGUGUGAAUUCACAGUUGUUAUCUGGUUGUAUUGCCUUUAACUCUGUCCUUUGAAAGAGAAGAGAGUUUCCUAGCAAUAGACAGCAACCUUCGACACAUGAUAUUCAACACUGCAUUUUGCAGGGCUUGUUUUUAGCUAGAGAGCAGAUUUAGCAUAUACACACAAAACUAGUUUUCUACUGUGUGUUUGCUGUACAGGUUUAGCACAUUUCUGCAAAAGCAUUCUUCACUAUACGAAAAAAAGCAGAGGCAAACUUUAUGAUCAGAAAGGAACAAUGGAGAAGUACCUAAAUACUCAGAUUCAAAGCUGUUCCUGAAAAUUCACAUGUUCUUGUAAUUAAUUGGGAGAAUGAAAUGACACUUUUCAUCUUCCUUUGAAAAGCUGGAGUCCUGCUCUUUCAACAAGCGCCCAUGGUGGAAAUUGAUGGGAUGAAGAUGGUGCAGACGCGAGCUAUUCUCAACUACAUUGCAACCAAAUACAAUCUCUAUGGGAAGGAUGUGAAGCAGAGAGCAUUGUACUGUAACAUUUCUAUAAGUUUUGUUAUUAAUGCAUGAUCCAAGAAGAAAUCUCUAGUCUGUGAUAUAAUCUGCUGACAAGCUAUGAGUCAGCACAUUUCAACUCCCUGUGACUGCCAACUAAAACAAAAAAGGUUCAAGAUUGAGCAAUGUGAGCUAAUAGAACCUCUCAGUUUCCCAACUAGUUCAUGUGCACUGGUUCAUUUGAAAUCAAGGUGGUUGCUCCAAAGUUCAUGCCCUAGACAUUCAUUUAAUCUCAAUAGAUUGGAUCACUGGAGGUCAAUACACCUUUCCCAUUCCCCCCCCCCCUUUUCACUUAUAUAAUUCUGAUUUUUAAUAUGAUUUGCUUUAAAAAAAGUGUAACUGAAGGUCUCUAUGACUGAUCAGCAAACCAUACAGUUUUUUGUUCAUUGUGCAUAUUUAUGCCCCUGAAAAUAGGGGCAUUUCCUGCCAAUGUGUUUUUUUCUAUCAGACAAAUGAUAUUACUCAGAAAGCACUUUUAUUAUGGUGUAUGAGAGAGAGACUGAGACUGAGAGACACUGAGAGAGAAAAAGGCUCUUUCAAAGGAAGAAAUACCUUCUCCAAAAUAUAGAAGCAUUGUCCCUGUUUUUCUACUGAGAUGACACAAUUCUCCCCUCUCCCUCUUGUGUUGGUUCUGUUUGUCUUACCAUUGUGUUGUUGUUGUUGAUGAUGUUGUUGUUUUUGUUGUUAUAUCCAUUUGUCCAGUGCCCAUGUGUGCUGUUUUCUGAAAAGAGUAUAGUUUAAAGGGCUUUCCUCAGAGAGCAAGGUAAAAGAGGCUUUGGCAUGGAAAGCCCCAUACAAAUAGGAAUUAGUUGCCACAAGACUCUAGAUCUGUGCGGCUAAUUUUCACAAUCCCACUCUGUCCUACAUUUGUGGUUUUACUCCUGCUUCCAUUAGCCCCAGCCAGCAUGGCCUAAGGUCAGGGGUGAUGGAAGUAGGAACCGAAGAAACCUCUGGAGGUAAACAGCUUCUCUAUCCCUGUUACAGAGGGGCAACAGGUCUAGCACACAGGGAUAUCCGUAUGAUUUUUAUUAUGGAGUUAUUUGAGUUGUUCUUUAAAGCCCACCCUUCAGCCAAAAAAACAUUCCUGGAGCAGCUUAAAAAUCACUUUGAAAAGACACCCCCCUCCACACACACAUACCUCAAGCUUCUCAUCUGAAAAGAAAUGACAUGAAAGGAACAUGAAUCAGGUGUGAGGAGGAAAUAAGCAAAUUGAGGUUCAAGUUCCUCGCUGCCGUCUUUCUUUGUGGGUGAGGUGCUCUGAAUUGUUGAAGUGGCUACACAAAUUUAGUUUUUUUCUUUUUUUAAAAAAUAUUAUUGCCGAUGUUGUUAUUAUUAUCUGAGAGGAAGAAACACUUUCCCACUAUUGACGCACGAGCUUUAUUGGUUUCUGCGAUUUUCAAUGUACCACACCAAGUCCCAUGGUCCCUGGCGAUCCAGUCACAACAACAUUUUCUUUCCCUCAGGAUUGAUAUGUAUUGUGAAGGUACUAUGGAUCUCUAUGAACUGAUGCUGAUGCUUCCCUUCAAGCCAGCUGAUACGAGGGAGAAGGAGUUUGCAAACAUCAUCGAAAAAGCCACCACCAGAUAUUUCCCAGCCUUCGAAAAGGUACGAGGCAAAGAAGGAACGGAACUUACAACCCCUUUUGAGAGAACAGAGUCACCUAUGCUCAACUGUAGUUGGCACCUGGUAACGUUGACAGGACUGUCUGGUCCGUCAGAAAUCGUUUUCUUAAUUCUUCAUUUUCCAAACGGCAACAUUACAUUUUAGACCAUGUCCUGAGCUAAAAGGAAACAUUUUAGUGGUGUGAGAGAAGAGUAAGCAUAGCACACAGCAUGUUAAUACCCCAGCUUCUCAUUUUUGGUGCAGUGGCUUUUCAGAUGAAGUGUUGUUGUUUUUUUGGCACUCCUUACAUCAGUACUGAUCCAAAUCCUCUUCAUGUCAUGAUGCAAUAUUAUCUGGGUGUGUGGUUUUCAAAAGUUGCCCAAAUAUAUAUUCUCCAUUUUGUUUAUGUACCUGAAGUACUUUUAAAACAUUUCCCACUCUGUAGGUCCUCAAAGAUCACAGGCAAAAUUUCCUGGUUGGAAAUCAGCUCAGCAAAGCAGAUAUUCAACUGCUUGAAGCCAUUUUAAUGGCAAAAGAGCUGAAGGCUGAUAUUCUCUCCCAAUUCCCUCUUUUAAAGGUAAGCAACACAAUUUCACAACUUAUUAUAAAGAUAGAGAAUGAACAGGUGUUGUUGUUGUUGUUGUUGUUGUAUUUAUGUAUGUACAGUGGUACCUCAGGUUAAGUACUUAAUUCAUUCCGGAGGUCCGUUCUUAACCUGAAACUGUUCUUAACCUGAAGCACCACUUUAGCUAAUGGGGCCUCCCGCUGCCGCCGCGCUGCCAGAGCCCGAUUUCUGUUCUUAUCCUGAAGCAAAGUUCUUAACCUGAAGCACUAUUUCUGGGUUUGCAGAGUCUGUAACCUGAAGUGUAUGUAACCUGAAGCGUAUGUAACCCGAAGUACCACUGUAUGUAUGUAUGUAUGUAUGUAUGUAUGUAUUUAUACAUAUCAUACAUACAUACAUACCCUGCCCAUCUGGCUGGGUUUCCCCAGCCACUCUGUGUGGCUCCCAACAGAAUAUUUAAAACACAAUAAAACAUCAAAUAUUAAAAACUUCCCUAAAAAGGUACAGGUUCCUGGCUCUAGCAAGUUCUCAUUAGCUGUGAAACCCUCCAGAUCUUGCUGCACUGCAGCUCCCAUCCACCCCGAUCACUGGCCAUGCUGGCUGGGGCUGAUGGGAAAUGUAGGCCGUCCAUAACGGAAAGCUCAUAGGUUCCCCACCUCUGUGCUAGAGCACACUAUCCAUACAAGAGUAGCAGAAUAGCAAGGGGGUUGGAAGCAGCGACAUACCAUAGGGAACAAUAUGUCUACUAACUGCAAUUGCCAUUCGAGUCAAACUGCCCCAAAGCGAGACUCCAUAUUCCGUUUUCCAAGGUAUACUCAGUACAGCACUGUAAUUCUCUGGGGACCUUUGCUGGUAUACAACAGAUAGAUUGUGCAGGUUCCCAGGCUUUAAAAAUGUCUGUACGCAUAUAGUAUAUAUGUGUGCACAUGUGUUUUGGUGAUUGAGCAUGUAGCAUCACAUGGCAAAAGGCACACAUCCUAAACGAGGACUUAGUAGUCUGAUAGGAAGAGCAGCUCUGGAGCUCAUAAGUAUGGUGCCAUUAAUUCAACCGAACUAGUAGAUCUAUACUUGCACCCUGUAAUGGGUUUAGGGGUUGCUCGUGCGUAAGUUGCCGCCACUCCUGGCUAGGUUACCUGGUUGAACCCUUUCUGACCGGACAGCCUCUAGCUUCGUGGCUGUCUCAGUCGCUGGCAGAAUCCGUCAGUGGGCGUUUCUUGAACUUCUUCCAGCACAAAAGUUCUUUGACACCUAGUCUCCGCCUAGUCUCCCUGCGCGGAAGCCUUCUGCGCAGGGAGGGUGUGGGCAGCGGAGGACCCGUACUCUCUCCGCUGGUCUCCGGCGAAGAGUCUUGGAGCCUCCUCUCCGGUUCCCCCAUCUGCCCCCCUUCUCCACUGGUGUUACGCUGAUUUCCUUCCCCAGCGGACGGGCUGCCUCUCUCCCUACUGGGACCCUCUCCGGCAUCCCUCUGGAGCCUUCCCUCCGCCUCUAGCUCCGAUGGCAGUUCCCUGACACACCCCUUUCUGGAUAUCUUCAGCCUCCAUAUAAAGGAAAGUGGGAGGCCUCACAGAUGAGAGCUCAGUAUGCUUACUGAAGCAUAAGCCGAGCUCUAGUAUGGAGCUUUUAUCCCCCUUUGCAUACCUAAAACACCAUUGUCUCUGAAACGUGACUUGGGUUUCCAUCACACAAAUAAGGCCCAUAUUCAUUGAGAAGCCAUUUGUGAAUUUACUGUGGACUCUUAAAAGCAACUCAGAAGCCUGCAAAUAGUGUUCAAAUAGUGGCUUCCAUCUUCAAAGGAGCAACCUUGAAAUAACUGUGUUUUGUAGAUAAUAAAGUUUCUCAUAAAUAGUUUCAGUAUCGAUGAUCAAGCUGUACUACCAUCAUGGUGAAAGAUGAUUCUUCAGGAAUGCCACCAUUUUUGCUAUAAGACUUCUUUUCUCUUCUAAAUGUUUUGCUGUUUCUCUUUUCAGGCUUUUGAAGUAAGAAUCAGCAGCAUCCCUACAGUUAAGAAAUUUCUGCAGCCCGGGAGUCCAAGAAAACCACCAUUAGAAGUUAAGGAUGUGCCAGGGAUCAUGAAGAUUUUCUACGGAUAA
This is a messenger RNA of Podarcis lilfordi (Lilford's wall lizard), 6039 nucleotides long. Lineage: Eukaryota; Metazoa; Chordata; Lepidosauria; Squamata; Lacertidae. The record is from the annotation of a GenBank genome assembly.